This is a messenger RNA of Pimephales promelas (fathead minnow), 953 nucleotides long. Its product is annotated as diamine acetyltransferase 1. Gene Ontology annotation, molecular function: diamine N-acetyltransferase activity; spermidine binding. The record is from RefSeq and is a predicted model, not a curated record. NCBI's taxonomy places the organism in Eukaryota, Metazoa, Chordata, Actinopteri, Cypriniformes, Leuciscidae.
AGUUGAGACAAAGCGCUUCCGGCGACGACUUCAUGUGAUUCUUCACUAACAGGGUGAAAAACCCAGACUUUCUGCUGAGGGUAACCCCCUUGGAACCGAAUGAAGAAACAAAUCUUACUACAUUUCACAUACCGAGGACUAGUAAGAAAAGGAAAAAAGAGUAAAAGAAGAAAAUGGACAAGUUUAUAUUACGAAAGGCCGAACCCAAGGACGUGUCUGACAUACUGCGACUCAUAAAGGAACUUGCGAAAUUUGAGGAAAUGGAGGAACAGGUCGUCCUGACCGAGAAAGAGCUGCUCGAGGACGGUUUCGGAGAUCAUCCGUUUUAUCACUGCGUCGUCGCUGAAGUACCGAAGGAUAAACAGUCUCUUGAAGGUUAUACAGUGGUUGGCUUUGCUAUGUACUACUUUACCUAUGACCCCUGGAUUGGGAAGCUGCUUUAUCUGGAAGACUUCUAUGUAAUGAAGGAAUUUAGAGGUUAUGGGAUGGGCUCUGAGAUCCUGAAGAUGCUAAGUGAGACGGCAGUGAAGACUCGAUGCAGCGGGAUGCACUUCAUCGUGGCCGAGUGGAACACGACAUCCAUCGAGUUUUACAAGCGGCGCGGAGCAUCGGAUCUCUCUCACGAGGAGGGAUGGCGUCUGUACGAGAUCGACAAAUGCAACCUACUCAAGAUGUCAUCCAAGUAGACGCCAGUGCAAAAGAAACAGUUUGAUGGAGGAUUUUAUUAGAGUAGACCAGUGUUUCCCAACCCUGAUCCUUGAGGCACACCAGCACCACACCUCCACACACACUAUACAACUGUUCCUAAUCUGAGCUAAAGAUUAGUAGUGAGGAGACUAAAAUGUGCACUGUUGGUGUGCCUCCAGGAACCGAGUUUGGAAACGCUGGAUAGACAAUCGUUGAUACACCUGCAAUGUAUCGUUUACAAUAAAGCUUUUACUUUACGAAAGAGA